AGGCGAUAUGAGACAACCCACUUGUGGACUUUGCGAGAGAACUGGCGGGUCCUGUUCCUUUCCCGUCAAAAGAAAGAAGCCAGAUGUGCGUCGGCCAUCAGUCGCCCACCGGAAUGAACCCAGAGUUGAUCCACGGAAGCUUGAACGCCUCCUUGGUUUGCUCGAGUCACGCCUUGGCAAUGAAGGGGAUGUUGAUCUGCUGGCGUGGCAGCUGUCUGGGACGAAUCAUUCAACCAUUUGUUCCAGUGACAGUGGAUUGCGUACAUUGACCUCGGCCGAUAAUACGGAGCGAGAUCUACAAACAGGAGAUGAAAACGCUUCCGAAGCUGUUUCUUCAACGAGAACGCCGACUAGUACAUUGGAUCCUCAUAUCAUCGACGAUUCGCUCACACCAUCCUCAUCAGCUCACGACUUGACAGAUGACUACCGAGACGAACAUGCAGGCUACCGGUGGUGGUUGACAGUUCCAGAACAAGUCCUUACUGAGCUCAUUCAUUUGUUUUUUGACAAGAUCCAAUGCUGGCUUCCACUUCUACAUCGACCACGAUUCUUCGAUCGCUAUAUGAAGAACGGAGUCUUCUCUAAACGAAGCCCUUCGUCCUUUUCAAAUACUGAGUCACUCUUGUUUUGUGGCUUAUUUGCCCUGGCUGCUCGGCACUCGCAAGACCCAUUUUUUCAGGACGUUCCGGCAUCAGACCGGGGACAACAAUUCAUAAACAACGCGAAUAAGUAUUACGAGAUGACUCGAAUGUCUGAAAAAGGCCCGACACUUAUGCACCUCCAAGGCUACAUCUUGCUCACAUUCUACCAAUACGCCUCCGGGCCUUCCCAUCGUGCCUGGAUCCUUGCGGGAGACUGCGUUCGUCUGGCCUAUGAUUUGAACUUGUGCAAUAUGGACGAGCAGCAAUACGACUGCAUGAUCCCGAGAGAAUGGUCUUUUUUAGAGGAACAACGACGAGCUUUUUGGCUGGUUUGGGAGGUCGAAGCGUUUGGUUCCGCUAUUUCGAGACGUCCGAGCUCUCUCAACCGCUCAAUGAUAGCUUCUCCCAUUAUUGACCCGAGGCCGUGUGUAGUUUGGGGGAUACUGCUCGAUUCGCAGAAUCAAGACGCACGAGCAUGGUUCCUCCUUGCCACCUUCCUCAUGGCAACUGCGGGCGAAUUUGCCGGCGGUCGAUACACAUGUAGGCGCGAUAAGGACGAGCUCGUUGAUGCCAUCACAUGCUUUUCUCUGGUCAUUUCUCAGAGAUUCAACCUAGAAAGCCUCGAGUUCUCUGGGCCCUCUGAAGAUGCUACAAAGUUCAAUUGGGUUAUAGCCAUGCACCUGAUGGUACUGUGUAGCCGUACUACAAUACGGACCAGUUUCGAAACCAAACGCCAACGCCCUGGGAUAGUGGACUGUUCACGGUACAUGUCUCGAAUAUUUUACCAGUGGCAACCAGAGUACAUUAGAUUAAGCCACCCGUUUCUUGCAUGCUGCUUGCUGUCAGAUCUAGCAUACCCUUUAGAGGAGACAGUGCAAGGUUUGCCGUCCCAAAGUACAGAUAUGGCAAAGCUGGUACUAUCACACUAUGCCUCAGUCUGGAAGCUUGCUUCUGUCUUAUUAGAUCUAAGAGAGAUGUUGAUCCGUGGCGCGCAUAAUUCAGCAAACAUCUCAUUCGAGAAGCGUUUUGCGCUAUACUUUCCUCGUGUCCACCGUAGCUGCUCCAAUGACAUUGAAUCCAACCAACCUGGCUUAUUGCUAGGGGUAGCCGACGAGGAAAUGGGGAAAGAUAAUGAGAAUAACUGCCCUGUGUCCAUUUCAGGACUACAACAAUUCCCCCAACUGCCGGGAGAUCUACAGUAUAUAGAGCCCGGAAUGGUUGAUAUCAGCAGUAUAUCUAGUGGAGAAUUCCCCAAGUUCUUGCCCUUUGCUAGCCGGAAUGCUUUCAAUUCGCGGGACUUGCUCGAUUUUGUCUUUGAGAACAAUUAGCCGUUGACGUGUGCCUAGUUACAAGGAUAAGAUCUGGGUGGGCAUGGCGACCAACAUUUGAAGCCUAACGUGGCAGACUUGUACAAUAUCUUUAGGCUGGAUCGAUCUUGUAUAUAUCAUCUCCUUUGGAUUUUCAAAACUAUA
Messenger RNA from Talaromyces stipitatus ATCC 10500, 2113 nucleotides. RefSeq lists its product as uncharacterized. Gene Ontology annotation, cellular component: nucleus. The record is from RefSeq and is a predicted model, not a curated record. The coding region runs from base 8 to 1969 and encodes 653 amino acids. Gene Ontology annotation, biological process: DNA-templated transcription. NCBI's taxonomy places the organism in Eukaryota, Fungi, Ascomycota, Eurotiomycetes, Eurotiales, Trichocomaceae. Gene Ontology annotation, molecular function: DNA binding; zinc ion binding. The transcript is spliced from 4 exons.